This is a messenger RNA of Mesorhabditis belari, 2595 nucleotides long. Lineage: Eukaryota; Metazoa; Nematoda; Chromadorea; Rhabditida; Rhabditidae. The record is from the annotation of a GenBank genome assembly.
AUGGCGUCGUCAUCGGCCAACCUCACCGAGCAGUUUGUCCACAAACAACUCACCGAUAGCACGGCAAAAAUCUUGGACGAUUUGGGAUUUACGUCUACCUCGAGCGGGUCAUUAGAUGUUCUCGCGGACGUCAUGCGGCGCUACCUGGAGAACGUGUGUCGACAGGCAAAAAUCUUCAUGGAACAUGGUGGUCGCAGUAAUUUUGAUGUGGAAGAUGUAGAACACACAUUUCAACGCCUUGAAAUCAAUGGGAUGGAGUUGUUUGACUAUAUGGAUCAAAUCGGCUCCACUCAGAAAAAGCUCUUGGUCAAUGGAUCAGCCACACCAGUGCCUUCACUUAAAUCUACUGUACUACCUCAACUAUCUAUGCUUCCAUCGACUAGCGAAACGAUCUCCAUGGCGAACCCAACGGAAAAUGAAAUCAACGAAAGGAUACGUGAAGAUGGACAUAUAUUACCGUUUUUCCCAACAUUGUUGCAACAAACCAACACCAAAGAAACUGUAAUUGACGAUGUUGAGACACCUUCUACAAGCGUUCCGAAAAUGGAGUCUGAAAAGAGAUUUGUCAAACAAAAAGACGAAUUUCCGGCAUUUGAGGGAGAUGCUAUUUCAUUGGGAAUCGUGAGAAAAGCGACGAUGUUUGUUUCACGUUUUGAUCAACCACGACCGGCGACACCAUCAACAAGUGCAACAAGUAUACUCACAAAGAAGAUCAAGAAAGAGAAUAUUCAUCAACCAAAAUCCGCACGGGCCAGCCCGGUUCCUGCGCAUUCUCCCUCACCAUCUACCUCAUCAACAAAUAUUUCCAGAAAAGUCGAAAGCAGUCCGAAUUUGAAAGCACUUGAGAAUGGUCCUUUGAAGUUGACGAUUUCUCCAUUGAAUGCGCUUCGAAAAGAAGGAAAGAAACGUCCAAUUUCGCCACUUGUCACCUCGGAGCCACGACAUGUUUAUGAUGAUAUUCCACACCUGGAGAUUGUCAAGAAAGAAAUAGAAUCCCUUGAUUUUGUUAAUGAUUUCAAUGCGCCAACGCCAGAAUAUCGAACGAAUGAAGGAAGCAACGAUGAUCUUUCACAACCGCCAAUACUACCAAUUGUCUCAGAAAAACGAAAGGAGAAGUUAAAGGAACGUAAACGUAAAGAUAAAGGAGCUAAUGGGAAAUCUUUACCAACUGAGCCACCGCUCUUGGAACCGAUUUUGCUUCCAACAAUUGUGCGACAUCAUCUAACUCCAUCACCACCUACCGGGGUUUCUCCGAUUUGCACUCAACCGAUUCGAAUCAAAAUCAAGGACCUGAACUCGAGCAGCCCAUCGGCCAGUUAUUCAACAGAGAAAGUGUCAAGCGCAACACCACCGCGAAUUGCUGAUCUUCCGCCAAGGGAUUCCGACUCUGAUGAAACGAUUCCAAUGGUUGAACAGUCACCUUUAAUCGACGAGGAAGUUCUACAGACAACUUUCCCGCUCAACAUGAGUCUCACUUCCAACCCCGAUGAACGGUCAACAAAAAGAAUCAAAGAUGACAACAGAAAUAACACUCCUAUUGACCGCGAACGGGAACACAAGAAGAAAAAGAAGAAAGAAAAGGAGAGGCGUGAAAGAGAACGUGGCAAAGAGCGAGAAAGGGAAAAGGACAAAGGGAAACCUCUUCAUAAGGAAAAGGAUGGCCAAAAGAAAGAAGAACGGAAUCACAAAAAGGACGAGAAAAGAAAAGAGGGAGGCGAUCGGAAAGCAAAAGAAGAGAAACUAUUGGCUCCACUGAAAAUUAAGCUUCUCAGUCCAACAACAAGUGAUCCUCCGGCAACUCCUUCUGCUGAGCAACCUAUUGCCAUUGAGCGAACAGAACCGUUGCGAAUCAAAAUAAAACCGAUGCAGAAAGAAACUGAUGAGGGCCUUCGCGUCAAUUCUCCAAUUCCGCCAGUGACACGUAUGGGAGUUGUGACUCCAGUGCAUGUUGAUCAGAAUAGCAAUCGUCCAAGAGUGAAGACCAAAGGUGAAUUAAAAGCACUCCCAGAGUUUCCACCAUUGUUCUCGGUUGAUACAAAGAUAAUUCGACCGGCGACACCAAAGAAUCGCAGUAACACAUCGACACCCGUUCCGCCUGCAAGAAAUAGUCCUGUUCCACCCUUGACUUUGAAACUUGCAAAGGACAAAGAUAAGGAGAAGGAACGGGAAAAAGAGAAACAUCGAAAAUCGGACACCUUGAAGAUUAAGGACAUUGAAAAGUCGACGAAGGAUGAUUCAUCAAAAAGUGAAAAGCCUGCAAACAAUAUCAUCAAGAAAAUCAAUGUUGAUUUGAAAACGCCAAAGGAAAAGAAACCUGAAAAAGAAACUCCAAAGGAAAGGCCGAUGACAAAUGGGACAAGUAACGACGAGCAGGUUUGGAUUUGUCCGCAUUGUUCGGUGGCCUGGGUGGAAGGAGCUGAUAUGGUUGCGUGUGAUACCUGCGAUGGUUGGUAUCAUUGGGCAUGCGUCGGCAUUGUCGUUGAACCACCCAAGAAUCAACAGUGGUAUUGUGACAAAUGCACAAAAAAGAGGACACAAUUGGUGGAAGUAGCACAAAGAAAAGGAAAUGAAAGAAUCCGCGACGAUUGCUGCUUU